Molecule: messenger RNA, 376 nt
Organism: Nicrophorus vespilloides
Lineage: Eukaryota; Metazoa; Arthropoda; Insecta; Coleoptera; Silphidae
Exons: 3
Coding region: 1-360 (119 amino acids)
Source: RefSeq, a predicted model, not a curated record
AUGGUCACGUCAGACUCUUCGAUCCUAACUCCCCACCGCAACAAUCGUGCGCCGUGCGACAGCUCUUAUUCCGCACGCGACAGUGCCGCAGGUCAGACGUAUCUUACGUUGGUUCUUACGUUCUUCCGAAGAACAUCCAUCACAAUACACCUCCAAACAAACGAGUUCAAAACAAUACCCAGUGGUAAAGUUAACAGUGUGACCCUGUGCAGAUUUGGAUAUUUCACAGUCAAAAUUGUAUUACAAUCAACUACGAGUACACGCAACGAGCGGUCCUUCCAAAUCAAGAAGCUUAGGUUACAAAUACAAAUCCACAACAUUCCAACAACAGAGCUGCUCUUGGUCGUCCAACGUAAGUAAACGCAACAAUAGCACA